This is a messenger RNA of Oncorhynchus tshawytscha (Chinook salmon), 2015 nucleotides long. RefSeq names its product cation channel sperm-associated protein 2. Gene Ontology annotation, molecular function: calcium-activated cation channel activity. The transcript is spliced from 12 exons. Gene Ontology annotation, cellular component: membrane; CatSper complex. The record is from RefSeq and is a predicted model, not a curated record. Gene Ontology annotation, biological process: monoatomic ion transport; transmembrane transport; fertilization. The coding region runs from base 53 to 1615 and encodes 520 amino acids. Lineage: Eukaryota; Metazoa; Chordata; Actinopteri; Salmoniformes; Salmonidae.
ACUUUACUGUAAAUUCAGGGUCUAAUCACUGACAACAAUUGCCGUAAUUUGCAUGGUCAUUUUCCAGGAGCCCCCCUCCAUGGAUCUGCCCUCCUACAACAGCCAUGAUGAGGGUGACAAGUCAACCAAUGAGAAGUUCCUUCCCAGAGCAGAGGUGGUCAGGUCCAAACUCAUCCAGAGCUUCUACCUGCUGGACCAGUUACAGGAGGAGCAGAGAGGAAGCCCCAAAUACUGCACCAAUGAUGUUUUAGACGAGGACAACUACACCAGCCUGAUGGGGAAGGACACACACCAGCUAGUGCGUUUCGAGAUCUCCCCCCAGAGGGGCAGCACCAUCACCAUGGACCUCCGUCGCCAGGGACGACUGGAGAACCUCCAUGCCAACUAUCCGCCCUUGAACAUGUUUGCCCACUGGAUUCUAGAGAGUAUCCUUACACCCAGUCCUGAAUGGAAAACCAAAGCCUUGGGUUUUAGUUGUACCUGUAACUGCAAUAAUUGUCCAGGUAAAAUAUUUAUGCAUAUCGUUGUCAUCCUCAUCAUUCUGAACACCAUUGUCUUGGAGAUACAAGCAGAGGUGUUUGACAACAUGGACCCCAAGCUGGAGAUUGUGAAACUGGUUCUGGAAAUGUUGGACUGGAGCAUCCUGGCCAUCUUCUUCCUGGAGAUCGUAUUGAAGUGGUUGGACAACUUCUGGAACUUCUGGAAAAGCACCUGGAACAUCUUUGAUUUUGCUGUCACCAUGCUGUCUGUUAUACCAGAGAUCGUGAAGGUCUUCAAAGGGGUGGACACUGACGACCUGGAGAUUGUGGCACUCCUAAAGAAGUUCCGUAUCCUCCGCUCCCUGAAAAUUAUCUCCAAAUUCAGGCAGAUCCGCCUUAUCGUGUUGGCCAUCUCCAAAGCUUUCAAGGCUAUGACCUUCAUAUUCUUACUGCUGCUGGUGUUUGCUUAUAUCUUCGCUGUGGUUGGAGUCAUCCUGUUCGAGAGUUACACUCGCUCUAACAUCGAGGGCCUGGUCUACAAUAUGAACUUUAAAGAUAUCUACAACUCCUUCAUCACCCUCUUCAUCCUCUUCACCAUGGAUCACUGGUACGCUCUGCUCGCCGACACCCGCAAAGUUCCAGAACUGGACAAAGCCAUAUGUGGCUUAUACAUCAUCCUCUGGCUCCUCAUAGGCUCCUUCGUAUUCCGCAAUAUCUUUGUGGGUAUUAUGGUGAAUAACUUCCAGGCCAUCCGGAGUGACCUCUCUAAAGAGGUACAGCAGAUUGAGAUCCAGGCCAAAGCUGAUCUCUUUAAAGCUGAGAUCAUAAACAGGAGGAUAAGUCAUUCGAAAUUUGCCGGGCUGAGCAAAGUGGCAGAGGAUGGUGAAGAGUCAUUUUCCACUGAGGAUCUACUACAGUUUACAAGAUCUAAUAUUCCAGAAAAAGACUGGGAGUCGUACGUGGAGGAGAAUAUGAAGGUGAUGCAGGAGCAGGAGGAGGAUGAGAAGGUCACCUGGCCCCGGGAUUCCCUUUUCAGGUACUUUGAGCUGCUGGAGGUUCUCCAGCACAACCUGGACGAGAGGAAGAGGCUGCAGAACUUAGCAGUCCAGGCGUUGCUAAACCUGCACGACUCAUAGGACCCCACAUCGACAUCUAUUCAGAAGAGACACCAUAUUUUGAAGAAAAUAAAAUGUUUUUUUUCUUCCCAGUAUUGUCAGUGUCCAUGUUCAAUUAGUCAUCUAGUUCACCCUUGAGAACUAAAGCUGAUGUGGAGGGCAGAGAGAGCCAACGAUAGCCUGGUUAAACCAUACUGAAUGCUGUGCACACCGUUGUUUUACUUCACCUCAGGUUGGAUGCCAGGCUAAGGCAAUGAGGUCAAAUAUAUUUAUUCCUAGUAGUAGUCAACUUGAAUGGUCUCACAGUUCCACCCAAUAUGUAAUAGGGGGCACUCUUACACAGUGUCACUGAGCCCCCUGGGAGGUCAUGGACCAUGUCCACCACAGUUCUCCUUAAGAUUAUUCCCUGCCAUCGUAGAUU